Molecule: messenger RNA, 2925 nt
Organism: Peromyscus leucopus (white-footed mouse)
Lineage: Eukaryota; Metazoa; Chordata; Mammalia; Rodentia; Cricetidae
Product: tubulin beta-3 chain
Exons: 6
Coding region: 16-2568 (850 amino acids)
Biological process (GO): microtubule cytoskeleton organization; G protein-coupled receptor signaling pathway; axon guidance
Cellular component (GO): microtubule; cytoplasm; membrane
Molecular function (GO): G protein-coupled receptor activity; GTPase activity; oxidoreductase activity
Source: RefSeq, a predicted model, not a curated record
UUCCUGGACAAGACUAUGCCCACCCAGGGGCCUCAGAAGAGGCUUCUGGGUUCUCUCAACUCCACCUCCACAGCCACCCCUCACCUUGGACUGGCCACAAACCAGACAGGGCCUUGGUGCCUGCAGGUGUCUAUCCCGGAUGGCCUCUUCCUCAGCCUGGGGCUGGUGAGUCUGGUGGAGAAUGUGCUGGUUGUGAUAGCCAUCACCAAAAACCGCAACCUGCACUCGCCCAUGUAUUCCUUCAUCUGCUGUCUGGCCCUGUCUGACCUGAUGGUGAGUAUAAGCUUGGUGCUGGAGACGGCUAUCAUCCUGCUGCUGGAGGCAGGGGCCCUGGUGACCCGGGCCGCUUUGGUGCAACAGCUGGACAAUGUCAUUGACGUGCUCAUCUGUGGCUCCAUGGUGUCCAGUCUUUGCUUCCUCGGUGUCAUUGCCAUAGACCGCUACAUCUCCAUCUUCUAUGCAUUACGUUAUCACAGCAUCGUGACACUGCCCCGGGCACGACGUGCCAUCGUGGGCAUCUGGGUGGCCAGCAUCUUCUUCAGCACCCUCUUUAUCACCUACUACAACCACACAGCUGUCCUAAUCUGCCUUGUCACUUUCUUUCUAGCCAUGCUGGCCCUCAUGGCAAUUCUGUAUGUCCACAUGCUCACUCGAGCAUACCAGCAUGCUCAGGGGAUUGCCCAGCUCCAGAAGAGGCAGGGCUCCACCGGCCAAGGCUUCUGCCUUAAGGGUGCCGCCACCCUUACUAUCAUUCUGGGAAUUUUCUUCCUGUGCUGGGGCCCCUUCUUCCUGCAUCUCACACUCAUCGUCCUCUGCCCUCAGCACCCCACCUGCAGCUGCAUCUUUAAGAACUUCAACCUCUACCUCGUUCUCAUCAUCUUCAGCUCCAUCGUCGACCCCCUCAUCUAUGCUUUUCGGAGCCAGGAGCUCCGCAUGACACUCAGGGAGGUGCUGCUGUGCUCCUGGGUGGGGUUGGGGCAGGGACGAAAUGGGGAGGGCAGAUACUGGGGUGGGGCACUGAGGGGCCUGGGCUCUAUUGUCCCCAGAGCCGAAGGCCCUCCGGCGGCCCCUCCUCCGAAGGCGCGGCCAGACAUGCUCCGCAUUGUGCGGCUAGCGAGGGCGGGGCUGCCUCUUAUAAGAGGGCGCGGCGGAGGCCACCGAUCCUCCGCAGCCCGCUGUCCGCCUGCUUCUCAACUCGAGCCGUUUGAAGUCAGCAUGAGGGAGAUCGUGCACAUCCAGGCCGGCCAGUGCGGCAACCAGAUAGGGGCCAAGUUCUGGGAGGUCAUCAGUGAUGAGCAUGGCAUAGAUCCCAGUGGCAACUACGUGGGGGACUCAGACCUGCAGCUGGAGCGCAUCAGCGUGUACUACAAUGAGGCCUCCUCUCACAAGUAUGUGCCCAGAGCCAUUCUGGUGGACCUGGAACCUGGAACCAUGGAUAGCGUGCGGUCUGGGGCCUUUGGACACCUAUUCAGGCCUGACAACUUUAUCUUUGGUCAGAGUGGCGCCGGCAACAACUGGGCCAAAGGGCACUACACCGAGGGUGCGGAGCUGGUGGACUCCGUCCUGGAUGUCGUGAGGAAGGAGUGUGAGAAUUGCGACUGCCUGCAGGGCUUCCAGCUGACGCACUCCCUGGGUGGGGGUACAGGCUCAGGCAUGGGGACCCUGCUCAUCAGCAAGGUGCGCGAGGAGUACCCUGACCGCAUCAUGAACACCUUCAGCGUGGUGCCCUCACCCAAAGUGUCGGACACUGUGGUGGAGCCCUACAAUGCCACCCUGUCCAUCCACCAGCUAGUGGAGAACACAGAUGAGACCUACUGUAUCGACAACGAGGCCCUCUAUGACAUCUGCUUCCGUACCCUCAAGUUGGCCACACCCACCUACGGGGACCUCAACCACCUUGUUUCUGCUACCAUGAGUGGAGUCACUACCUCCCUUCGAUUCCCUGGUCAACUCAAUGCUGACCUCCGCAAGCUAGCUGUCAACAUGGUGCCCUUCCCCCGCUUGCACUUCUUUAUGCCUGGCUUUGCCCCACUGACAGCCCGGGGCAGCCAGCAAUACCGGGCCCUGACGGUACCUGAGCUCACCCAGCAGAUGUUCGAUGCCAAGAAUAUGAUGGCCGCCUGCGACCCACGCCACGGCCGUUACCUGACAGUGGCCACUGUCUUCCGUGGGCGCAUGUCCAUGAAGGAGGUGGAUGAGCAGAUGCUGGCCAUCCAGAGUAAGAACAGUAGCUACUUCGUGGAGUGGAUCCCCAACAACGUCAAGGUAGCCGUGUGCGAUAUCCCACCCCGCGGGCUCAAGAUGUCAUCCACCUUCAUCGGCAACAGCACCGCCAUCCAGGAGCUGUUCAAGCGCAUCUCGGAGCAGUUCACAGCCAUGUUCCGGCGCAAGGCCUUCCUGCACUGGUACACGGGCGAGGGCAUGGAUGAGAUGGAGUUCACUGAGGCCGAGAGCAACAUGAACGACCUGGUAUCUGAGUACCAGCAGUACCAGGAUGCCACAGCUGAGGAGGAGGGGGAAAUGUAUGAAGAUGAUGAUGAGGAAUCUGAAGCCCAGGGGCCCAAGUAAAGUUGCUCACAGCUGGGGUGUGGGGCCAAGUGGCAGCCAGGGCCAAGACGAGCAGCACCUGUCCCCCAGAGCCAUCUAGCUACUGACACUGCCCCCAGCUUUGCUUCCCACCAGCUCAUUAGGGCACCCUAGGGCUCCCAGGUUAGAGUCCUUCAGUAUUUAUGGCCGUCCCCGCCCCACACGAGUCCACUUGGCUCUGUCCUUCCCAUUUAGGCCACCUCUGUAUUUGUGUUGCUCAUCUGUCUCUGUUUGAUUAUGGCUCCAGGCCUGAUGUUUUACGGUUUGUUUUGUUUUUUACUGGGUUGUGUUUAUAUUUGGAGGGGGGGGGAUACUUAAUAAAGUCACUGCUGUCAGAUC